Molecule: messenger RNA, 1101 nt
Organism: Knipowitschia caucasica
Lineage: Eukaryota; Metazoa; Chordata; Actinopteri; Gobiiformes; Gobiidae
Source: the annotation of a GenBank genome assembly
AUGCAACUUAUUUGGAAAGAAAGCAGGAGCUUCUCCCAGGGAUUAAACGAGAAAUUAACCGGUGACACCUCGCUCUGUGCGAUCGCUACAGGUUCCCCUCGGGAAAUGUUCCAAGGCUUCCUUGGCGACCCUGACUGCGGAUCCCGUGGGAGCUCAUCACCGUCCAUUGAGUCCCAAUACCAUUCCUCGGUGGACUCUUUCGGGAGUCCACCAACCACCAGUGCUCCGCAGGAGUGUGUUUCAGCAGGAGCUGGUUUGAGCAUAGUGAGCACCGUCCCUGGAUCAAGUCCUGAGAUGCCAGGUUCAUUUGUGCCCACUGUGACAGCCAUUACCACCAGCCAGGACCUGCAGUGGAUGGUACAACCAACCAUCAUCUCCUCUCAGGCCUCUGGACAGAGUGUGUCCACAGCUACUUCUACUAUGACUCAGCCCGUGUCGCAGGUUGAUCCAUAUGACCUACCAGGCACUAGUUACUCUUCAGGCCCUGGAAUGACCCUCGUGGGUUCAGACACAACAGGGCCAGGCCCAAUGCGCCAGUCAAGAACCCGUAGCCGUCGCACUCGAGACGUGUCUGUGAGUGAAGAUGGAGAUGUUGAUGUGUUAUUAACACCUGAGGAAGAGGAGAAAAGGCGUGUACGCAGAGAGAGAAACAAGUUAGCUGCAGCCAAAUGCCGAAAUCGCAGACGAGAACUCACAGACAGACUUCAGUCGGAGACUGACAUUUUAGAGGAAGAGAAGGCAGAGUUGGAGGCAGAGAUCUCUGAGCUGCAGAAAGAGAAGGAGCGUCUAGAGUUUGUGCUGGUGGCCCAUCAACCUAACUGCAAGUUGGUGUAUCAGGACCAACCAUCACAAAGCUCAAUGCAGCUGCCAGCUCCAACCUUACAGGGACCAGUAUCGAUUGUGGGUUUGGCCACGAAGGAAGACUCAUUUUAUCUACCCCCCGCAUACUCCAGCCACCAAGCCUCCACACUAUCCCAGCCCGCAGUCCAGCAGCAGCAAGUGCAGCAAGCGCCACAGCCAGGACUAAUACAGGAGAGGGAGCCUGCGGGGUCAGUGCCAACCAGCGGAACAGCAGUAGCGAGCAGUCGUCUGAUUCCCUGA